AUGGUGGCCUUGUCGCGGUGCCCCUGCAGGAUAGACAAGGGGGCAAAGAGGUGCGUCAGGCAGCGAUGGCCAGGGGUGAUCGAGCUGGGGGACAUCACCAAGCUCGCCCCAGAAUCGUUGGAGAAGGUCGCCCGCUCUGCAGCUGAGGUGGCGAGCUGCGCGAUUGCAGGGGGUGGCUCACCGUGUAUUGACGUGAGCGGGCUCAAUGCAGCUGGCAAGGGGAUCGCUGGCGCGAAAAGCGGGCUGUUCUUCGAGCUGCCCAAGGCCUUCAAAACCAUCGAGCGGGUCUUCGGCAAGCGGCGCACCAAGUGGUUCGUCGAGAACGUGGCGGGCAUGCCGCAGGACGACAUUGCGAUGGUCACCGAGGUGCUUGGCGUCAAGCCGUACCGCAUCGAGGCCAUGGAUGUGGGUGCGGUGCGUAGGCCGCGCCUGUACUGGCUCUCCUGGCAGCUGCAGGCCCGCGAGGAUGUGAUUGAGAUCCAGGAGGCUGAGUUCUACCACAAGGUGAAGCUCCAUGUCGCUGCUGAGGCCAUCCCAGUCUGGGCUGAAGACGGCUGGAGCCUGCUUGACCCUAGUCACGUGCUGCCGGCCUUCGCUAAGCUGUACAAGAGGAGCUCCCCCCCAGCUCCGGUCGCAGGGAUCAAGACGGCCAGCGACAUCGCGAUCGAACGAUGGACAGCCUCCAGCUAUGUGACGCAGGUGUACAAUUUUGAGGAUCAGAACCUUCUCUGGAACGCGGCCAGGGACAAGUGGCGUAUCCCCUCUGCAGAUGAGCGUGAGACGCUGAUGGGCUUUGAUCGCGGAUACACGCGCGCUGCUGUGAAGGACUCUUUGCCUGGAGUUGGGGCACAGAUCAUCAGGUCGUCGCUCAUCGGGAACUCGUUCUCCGUGCAGGUCGUGUCAUACUUGUUUGCGCAGCUCUUGGCUCGAGAGGCUGGCCGUGCGGCCCCCGACAUCGUGCCGUUGCUCCGCACGGGGGCGGCGCCGCCAUCGUGGGGCCAGGAGCCCGAGUUUGGGGGCGCCGAUGUUAGCGAUCCUGACCUCGAGAGGCGGCUGGUGUUCAAGUACCUGCGGGUCGCCAGCAGAGGAGGUGCAGACGUCAGAAUGGACCUGGAGGCCCCCUUUCGUGCCAAGGCCUGGCCGCGCUCCGGGCUGCAGUCCAACCUGUGGACGUGGUCCAUUGGGCACGGCUUCCCGUGGAGGCAGGAGGCGCACAUCAACGAGCUGGAGGUGGGCGCGGCUGUGAGUGCAGUCAAGUGGCGUGCCCGAACGACGGCUCGGUUCGGGACCCGCUACCUCCACCUCCUCGACUCGCAGGUGGCGGCCAGCGUGCUCGCCAAGGGGCGGUCCAGCGCCAGGAGACUGUGGGGCUGGAUGCGGGCGCACGCGUCGUGCCUCGUCGCCUGUGGCAGCUACCCGCUGUACGCGUGCGUCGACACGGACGACAACCCAGCGGAUGUCGCGGCAGCGCGGCUCAAGCGGGCCGUGGACGCCAAGCGGCUCAGGCGUAGCAGGCCGCUUCAGGAUGGGCGAGUUGCUGCUGUCACCCGGCAGCGCUAUGAACAGGCGCGACAACAGUUGCGAGAUUUUUUUCACGAGCAGCAGCUGCGCCCAAAGACCGUGCGGGAUGUUGACCAAGGCGUUGCCCUGUGCAUCGAGCGCGCAUGGCGCACGGGCGGCUCACUACUUGCUGUGAACAAUGUGCUCGCUGCUGUGCCAUUUUUCAGCCCGCGGCUGUCUGGCAAGCUGAAGCAGAGUUGGAAGCUCCAGAAGACUUGGCUUAAGUUGGAGCCCAACGCCCGUGCCAUGCCGAUGCCGCCGCUGCUCGCCCUCGCCUUUGCAGGGGCCUUCUGCUGGUGGGGCUUGCCGCGGGUGGGCGCCUUGCUCGCCGUCGGCUACGCGGGGAUGCUGCGCAGUGGUGAGAUGCUGCAACUGAGGCGGAGGGACAUUCGCAUCUUUCAGCGGCGGAUGUCAGCGAUCGUGGCGCUCCGCAACACUAAGACGGGGCAGCGCGACGGCAGGCUUGAGCUCGUCAUGAUCCGCUCCAGGGUCGCGGUGAAGCUGCUGGCGCAGCAUGUGCAAGAGCUACCGCCCGACGAGCUCAUCCUGAACAUCGAGAGGGGUGAGUUCAUUCGGCUCUUCAGGCGCGUAGUGGUCGCGCUGGGCCUCACAGACGAGAGGGUGACCUUGUACUCGUUUCGGCGCGGAGGCGCCACGCAUGACUUUUUGGAGCAUGGCAGUCUCGAGCAGACCCUGCUGAGAGGGAGGUGGGCGAGCGCGCGGUCUGCGCGGGUUUGCGCGCAGGACGCGGUGGCCGCGCUGGCCGAGCUGCAGCUGUCGGACCUGCAGCUUGCGGAUGCCCGCGCGCUCGCCUCCCAUGUCUGA
Prorocentrum cordatum is the source of this 2385-nucleotide messenger RNA. Lineage: Eukaryota; Dinophyceae; Prorocentrales; Prorocentraceae. The record is from the annotation of a GenBank genome assembly.